AUGAUUUUUUCCCAUCUCAUCUCUACAACUGGUGAUCCUAGUGAGACAAGCGACAAGAACAUGAAGAUGUUGAAAAAGAGUAGUGCUGUUGACCAAGAAGUCAACGUCGUUGGGCACUUGUUGCUUCGACGCAAACAAGAACAUAUACACGACGACUUUGAUGCCUGCACGUGGUCGCGUCUUUUCCUGGUAGAAAACGAGCCGCCUCUACAACACACCGCUUUUCGACAGCCGGAACACGUUGUGCCCGCUUUCUUGGAGAAGUUGACCUGGCUAAGUCGCCUGAAACAACAGAAUUUGCUUCAACGAGGUUUAGUGGGGGACCCAUCUUCAAUCGCAACUUCAAUACUGUUGUUGACGAGGCGGAAUGUGAUCGCAAUAACGAAAUACUCCUUGGCUCCAGUCUGCGAUAUUCUUAGCUUCGCGACGUUCGUAUUCGAACAAGUGCUUUUCCGGAAAUCAUCAACAUCGGGAGUAGGUCUUUUAUCUUCAGCUUCAUCAUCUUCUUCGUCAAGCAGUAGUACGCAUCUUCUAGGCCUUUCAUCUUCAGCUUCGUCUUCUUCAUCUUCUUUGACAUCGAUCUGUCGGGUCAUCGCUACUCUGGCAGUGUCUUCGGAGAGCUCGACACGCUGUGAAGUGGUAAGAAAGUGCGCAAACUGGUUCUUAAAUACGCUGAUAGCUACACCAGAACACUGCCGUGAACAUAUGCGACGGUUAGUGACAAUGCCAUUAGGCUCAAGUGCAGUUCCAUUGAGCUUGGAGAAUGUUAAAAACGGCAGGACAGUCCAGGAGGGUACAGUACAGGAGCAGGGGGAGCAGCAAGAGCAGGGGCUCGAGAGCGAUCCAUUAGCUGAUGAACAAUCAGCACAGAACAAGCCCUCUUCUUCAGAGGAUAAAAUUUCCACGUUGAGAAAGUCUCUCUUCGGAGUGAUAUUUGAGGCCACUUUUGAGCUGCUAAGUCUUUCUCAAGACGAGAGCGCCACCACGACAUCGCCAUUUUUUAACUGCGGAAUAAGUGCGACAAAAACUCUUGGUGGUGGUGAUAACACCCUGCAAGGACAUCAAGGAGGGAGCGACAACAAGUCCUCGCUGAACAUAUUUUCAUGGCCGGCUCAAAUGCUAAAAGCGUUUCUGCAGAUGGCGAAAGAAAGAAAUCUUCACGAAAAGAGGGACAAACACAAAACUACCUUUCUAGAAGACGAGACGCUAUCUUUUACAGAUUUUCUCCUUUGCCUGCGUUGCACAAACAAUUGGUUUACUAUGAUGCAUGAGGAGCUGCAAUCACUUAUUGCGGAGGCAAUGCAACAAUGCAGCAAUAAUAACGCUACAGCAGCUAGUGGUAGUGGUAAUGCUCCUCAGGGUCAGGGUCAGACUCAGAACAGCACGUACAAUACAUCGAGAGGAGGUCCCCUUGCACCUGGUGGACCACGGUCAGGACAUCAUCAACAGCAAGCUGGUGCUUGGCAGACACCUAAUGCCGGUCUUGGUGGUCUCGGUACUAGCCGUCCUUCCAGCAAGAACACAGUAGUUCCAGGCAAUUCCUUAGGAAUUCAGCAGCAGCAACUGCAGCAACCUCUACCUGGGGAUCCGGACAAUCAAGUCCGAAGAAUAGCAAGCAUACUUGCAUCUGCACGACCUGGAGGAGGUCCUGGAACUCCUGCAAGUAAGGCCUCACUUAUAAUCUAUCUUUUGCCUCAUCUGGUGCGUCCACUCUUCUAUGAUCUGGAAACAGCUUACAGAUUUCGUUAAAAACCAUCCUUCUAUCAGCUCUGCUCGUUGUCACGUAGAAGAGUGGACACAGUCAGAUGAGGCAAAAGAUGGACGAUCGUGGUGAGUUCUAAUGCAAGAAUGAAUCAGAUUCAGACCCCUAUAAUUAAGGGUUACCACAUUGCAUUCUUCACUACCAUCCUUGACUUUUUCUCCAGUAGGAAAAGGGUCAGGGAUGAUCUGCAGAAUGCAAUGUCGCAACCUCUAAUAUAAUGCCUGUUAUGCCCCCUCCUCCUCAGGCGCAUGUCAAUGUCCCAUUCGGAGCAUCUUCGCCUCCAGCUCUACCUGGCGGCAUCGCAGGAACAAGAUUAAGGCUUGUUCCCCGAAUGCAUCUCCAGAAGCAUCUUCAGUAGAGUGAUGUACUCGAAAACUGAAAAAAAGCGAGUUACUGACUGAAGUAAAAGAGUUUUGAUUACAUGACUCAAUAAAGGGAGAACGGCUUCCAGAUAAUAUAAUAUCUCAAGAUGGAUUAGGGUGGCGGUGAACUCUAACAAGAGCGCGAGCCCAGAAUGCAGUGCCGCCACCACGACCAGCAGAGCAGGUCGAUCUACUUGGCGAAAACCUUUUGACUGCUCCACAAGCAAGUGCGCUAGCCCAGAAUGCAGUACCACGACCAGCAGAGCAGGUCGACCUUCAAGAGAUUAUGCAGAUGGAAGACCUGCAUCAACAGCAGAUAUUGCACUCGCAGAUAUUGCAGAUGCAACUUGCUCAUGCACAGGGACAGUUAUGGUGGUUAACAGCUUUUCUGAUCGAAUGAUCUCUCAAAAUCUUGGUACGGUCUUCCAGGGACAGAUCUCCCAACAUCUACAUCUUGGAUGAAGCCUUUUCCCAGAAAUGAAUAGGCAUCUUCCUCAGCAUCUCUCUGGUAAGUUCUUUUCUUUCCAGCAUUCAGAUGAAAAAUGAUACAAGACAAGAAGAUAAAACAAGGCUACAACAAGUAGAACUGAAAGGUAAGAAACUACAGACUACAAUAGAAAUGAAACUGAAAUGAACUUCACCUUCAAAUAUUCGAAAACUCAAAAUAAGCGAGCUACUGACUGAAAUCAGAGAGUCUUGACUACAUUCCUCUUCUUUUUGUAUACUACAACAAGGAGUCCACAUCUAAAACAAGGCGAAGAGCAGGAAGACUUCCCAGAUAUGAUAGACGAAUUAGGAGGACAAGAAGACGAGGACUUGCUAGCUGCAGAAUAUUUCAAAGCAGAGCAGCUUCAGCAACAAGAGCAGUUUCUGCGAAAUCGUAUGCUGUUGGCGCAAAAUCUGAACCUUCAGCAGAAAAAUGCUGGUCAUGAUCAGAAUGUUGCUGGAGGUAGUAAAUUUAUGAAUAUGCUAGGAGGUGGAGUACAAGCACGAGGAAGCAAUCUCCUAGGAGGUGCAGGAGGAGGUCCAGUGCUGCCACAACCAGGACCAGGACAGGCUGGCGGUGGGCUCUAUCUUCCGCCUGGACAUGGACAAGAACUACAAAAGGGUGCCCAACUUCAACAGCGACUCCAGCAGGGACAAAUCGAUGCCCAAUUCGAAGGUCUCCAUCAGGGGUCGUUGAAUCUUCUCAAUUUGCCUCUCGAAGCUCGCCUACACGCGAGGGAAACUGCUAGGAGUCUUCUGGCAGCAGCGAUACUGGGAGGUCAUGUAGUUAUUAACUUUGUCGUAAUAAAUUCUUUGAGUUUGAGAAAAUUUUUUUCUGAUUUUUCGUAGCGUAGUGGUUAAAAAUAGAGGACGCAUCUAUUUUCCGAGUUCCAGUGAAGGAUUUAAGUUUAUUUAGAAAUUCAUCUACUAUAGCAAAAGCUCUAAUGACAUUGGCAGUGACGAGGAAGAAGAGGAGGAUCAAGGGAACGAGGAAGAAGAGGAAGAAAGCCCUGUCGUGCGUCCACAACCGACGAAACGGCGACGAGGGAUUAG
Amoebophrya sp. A25 is the source of this 3663-nucleotide messenger RNA. The record is from the annotation of a GenBank genome assembly. NCBI's taxonomy places the organism in Eukaryota, Dinophyceae, Syndiniales, Amoebophryaceae.